ACAAGAAUAAUUGGGCUAUGGCUCGCUCAACAAUCUAUCACGUUUUUCUAUUCAGGAACCAGGUAGGGUAAUAAAGCUUCCUUCCUUUUUCCAUCGGAAUUUUACAACAGGUAUUUGGAAACGGUCUGGGCAGGGAAAUGCUUCGAACGGAGCUAUUUAGCGGACUUUAUUGUCAACGGUUUUUUUUGCAAGGGAUUUAAACUUGCCGCCCGGCCCUGGACAACCAACUCUUUGAGACCGGAAAACCGGAGCGAGCAGAAAAAAAAAUCAACCUAAAAGUGGUGCGACACCAAAAUGGUGCAAUGCCGUGUCUCAUAAAAUUGUCGACUCUUAGCAUCUGUCUUCACACCGAACCCAGUUUCCCAUGGAUUUCGUACUAAACACUGCCGAUGAUCUGGUUCUUGACAAAGUCUGGGCGCAUAUUUUCCCACUCUACGCGAAUAUAUCUAGCACAUUCCACAUAUAUGGAGACUGGGACUCAAUAUCGUUAUCCGCCCCGACUUCAUCGUGGCCACGCGACUACCCUCCCCGUCAAAUAAUCUCUCUGGCUGUGUUGACCCUGCUCGGUGUCCACGCUCUCUACUUCACGUUUUCGUGGCUGUCGUACACCUUCAUCUUCAACCACGACAUGAUGCAUCACCCAAGAUUUCUUCCCAACCAAGUUCGACUUGAGAUCAUCACGAGUCUCAAGGCGUUCCCCGUUAUGACUCUUCUCACCGUGCCGUUGUUUCAGGCAGAGGUGAUGGGUUAUAGCAAACUGUAUGACGGCCUUGAUACUUAUGGUUGGACAUACUUGGUUAUCAGCAUCCCAAUGUUUCUUUUGUUCACUGACUACUGCAUCUAUUGGAUACACAGAUGGCUGCAUAUUCCGUUUUUAUACAAAAUACUGCACAAGCCUCACCACAAAUGGAUCGUUCCAACUCCAUGGUCUGCAUAUGCGUUCCACCCUGUCGAUGGUUACCUCCAGUCAAUUCCCUACCAUUUGUUCGUCUUCAUCUUUCCUCUCCAUCGCAUUGUGUAUCUCAGUCUUUUCGUGACCGUGAACAUAUGGACCAUUCUCAUCCAUGAUUCCGACAUGAUCACUGGUCACCCCCUCGAGACCGUUAUCAAUGGACCCGCGCAUCACACUUUACACCAUCUGUAUUUUACUGUUAAUUACGGUCAAUAUUUUACCUGGGCGGAUAAGAUGGGUGGGUCUUACCGGCAACCGGAAAAAGAGCUCGACCCGUUACUAGAAGUAAAAUUACGGGGAAAGAGGAAGGAGCAAUGAUAGAAAUUUGCCGCGGAUCUGACCCUUGCAUAAUUUGUAUGAUGUACAGAAAAAUUCGCAAACGAAUGUGCAGCUCGAUGACUUCAGAAUGGCGACACAUCGAGGUAAUCCCCAGUUUGACAUUUGAUACGAUUCCUUGUCAUGAUGGUACGCAAAAUGGACCAUAGAAAGCGGCAGAGCUGGCAUUAGAAACGGUUCAAACGGCAUGA
Messenger RNA from Desarmillaria tabescens, 1479 nucleotides. RefSeq names its product fatty acid hydroxylase. NCBI's taxonomy places the organism in Eukaryota, Fungi, Basidiomycota, Agaricomycetes, Agaricales, Physalacriaceae. The record is from RefSeq and is a predicted model, not a curated record. Gene Ontology annotation, biological process: sterol biosynthetic process. The transcript is spliced from 4 exons. Gene Ontology annotation, cellular component: membrane. The coding region runs from base 365 to 1270 and encodes 301 amino acids. Gene Ontology annotation, molecular function: iron ion binding; C-5 sterol desaturase activity.